Exophiala bonariae is the source of this 1170-nucleotide messenger RNA. RefSeq lists its product as uncharacterized. NCBI's taxonomy places the organism in Eukaryota, Fungi, Ascomycota, Eurotiomycetes, Chaetothyriales, Herpotrichiellaceae. Bases 1 to 1170 code for a protein of 389 amino acids. The record is from RefSeq and is a predicted model, not a curated record. Gene Ontology annotation, molecular function: zinc ion binding; transcription cis-regulatory region binding; DNA-binding transcription factor activity, RNA polymerase II-specific. The transcript has a single exon. Gene Ontology annotation, biological process: regulation of DNA-templated transcription; DNA-templated transcription. Gene Ontology annotation, cellular component: nucleus.
AUGCACCAAUCUCCAGAUGAGGUAUACAACAGAUGUCCCCUGCUCUUUUGGAUAAUCUGUUCAGCGGCUUCCCCAGACGCAUACCGAGCACAACUUGAGGACCCAGUACGGGCCGAAAUUUGCCAAAUCCUUGAUCCAAGCACAUCAACAGUAGAGGCUGUGCAAGCUUUGUUGAUCUUAUGCAUGUGGCCGUUUCCUUUUGUCUCCCAGAAAUCCGAUCCAUCAUUCAUCUACGGUGGAAUCGCAACACAAAUGGCUUUGCAAAUCGGGCUACACCGGCCCGCCACCGAUUAUCCUCUGAACUCUGACUCAAGGAACGGCAAGGAAGAUGAAGAUAUCAGGUGCACCACCUGGAUUGCCUGCUUUAUUGUGAAUCAGAUCCUUGCCAGCAGGCUGGGUGUUCCCUCAUCCGUUCUAGCAGAUCAUUCAUUGCUCACCUCUUUGGAAAAUCCUUCAGUGCCUGCACGGCUUUCUCUGCUGUGUAGGAUCUCGCACCUCACGGUCGAAUCAAGUCAAGCCAUUGGCGCUCGAGCUUCGAAUGGCUCCGGUUUGGCUGACCCUAUUCCCCGAAUGAGUCUAAUCAAUGUCUUUGCCAGGCAGUUCGACGAACUUCGAAGGAAGAACCUCCCACAAGAAAGUGACAUGGAAGAGAUAUUCUUCUUGGGCUCCAUACUUCAGCUAUGGUCUUUCGCUCUCCACGAUGAUAUUCCCCUGUCAUCAGAAUCGUUUCAUAUUGUGCAGAGAGCCCGGGAAGAUGCAAUACGACUGAUUCAGCUUGCUCAGGAGAAGAAGCUGUCUCUAGCGCCGUUCUAUAUCUGUCGUUCAGUCUGUUAUGCCGCCCUGGUGCUCUACCAUAUCAAACUCAGUCCCUACGCAGUCCAAGAUGAGUUGCUCGAUGAUCACAUCAUACGAGCCCAAGAAGCUCUUCAGUUGGUGAAAAGUCCGAACAUGCCACAAUUUCUCGCUACCGUGACAUCGCCUGAGAACAAACAAGAGUUUAUCGCUAGGCGGGACAAGAAUUGUUCACAUCGCUGGAAAAUGGGUGCGUCUUUAGUGUUUGAUGCCAACUGCGCAUAUUCAAAUGUACUCCGCUCAAGUGUCUACUUCUGUCCAGAAUUUCUGGACCUCGAUGGAUUGCUGUUCGAAGGCUCGACGGGUUUCGAUGAAUAG